AUGAACGCUACAAUACCGAGAAGGCGCCCAAUGUGCGCCAUGAGGUUAGGCGACAUAAACUCCUCCAGUGUGUUCAAGGAAGCUGAAGAACUGCUCUCAGAACUGCCGGCGCAAACUACGGUGCCUACGUCAUCCUUGAAACACAGACGGGAAAUGCUCAUCCCUAAGUAUUCGAAGGUCACUCAGGAUGCGGGAUCCGUAGAGGACGACGAGUGGUAUACCAGUGAUGCCGCGAAACGAAACAUACAAAACAUCAUAAAUUCUACAAUAGGGGGCAGGAAGAAAAGCAACACACAGAAUACCGCCGAAAAAGCGGCUCCUCAACCAAAAAAGAAUCGCAAAAAGUACGGCCCUGGAAAACCGGUGGAUAUGAAGAUUUGGAUGAAUAUAGGUACCAACGACCUUCUCACCAGGUGCAAAAGGGCACGCAAAUUCUUGGAGAAUGGCAUUCCCAUCAUGUUCAAAAUCGAAGGACAGGGACACGCUGAAAAUUACAUGAUGCAUGGGAAGCUAAUAGUGAAUACGGCCAUGAGUGUCCUUUCAGACGUGGCUAAAUUAGGCGGCGAUCUGCAAAUACAUACUAACUUUCUGUCGCAAAUUUUCAACCCGCUUGUCACUGUAAAACGGAACACAAACACGGCAUUUGCUGAAACGCAAUAUAAUCAGGGUGUUGAGGUGCCUGGACAGGUAACUGAUAGCAUGGUGAGGGAUUCAUCAGAACAUUCUGGAAGCGUUCGAAUGACGAAAACGUUGGAUCCGAUAAAACCGGUAGCACAGACGCCACACGACACCAUGUCUACGGUGUGGAAUCAAAGAAAUGCGCAACAAGACUUCUCAGGAAAUGUGUUUAAACUAGAUGGUUCUGCAGAAAGGUCGGGUGCGGUGGACCAACAACAUGUGGCAGACGCUACCGAGGCCAACUUUUCUGAUAGUCCGUUACCUCCAGUACAAGGAUACGUUUACACAACAGUGGACGAUCAUCAAAAACCUACAACCCGUGCGCUACAAACUGAUAUCUUCGGUGGGAUGAAAGUCCAGGCCACCGAUGACCCUCCAGAACGAAAAGUUCCGGGGUCAUAUCAAGUAUCAAGUAGUCCCAUGGCUAUGGAAAACCUUAUUCCAAAAGGAGAAACAGUGGUGCAGCGGCAACUGCGAAAUUUAGACGAUGAUCGCCAACAUACGGCGGAACAUGGUCCUAAACCGGCGCAGGUUAAGGGAACUGGCAAAGAUAAGGCUGCGUCAAAAUUCAUGACUAUCGAAAAACCAACGCAGGCGCCAGUUGUGGACACAAGUCCUACGGCUAGCAAUGACAUCAUGCUCAAGCGAUUCAUCGAAAUGCGGUCUGGAACAAUGCCCCUUCCGGCUGCCGAACCAAUUGCCCGGAAUAUGAUGGCAAAUACCCCGCUGCCACGCGUCAAACCCGCUACGUUGAACCCUAUGCCAUCAUACGCGGUUCGGUUACAAAAGCCAAGGACAGAGGUGCCAUACUUGUCGCAGCAUACAAGUCAACAUCCCUAUAAUGGGGAACAUACAUCACCAAAUCACAACAUCGCAUUUCAGAGACCGUCACGCCCGGCUGUUCUCGCACAGCCACCUCCUGUGCCCAUGAAUGCAGCAACGAAAUGGCCUUACAGAUCCCAUGCUGGUAGCGGUACCACGGCGCAACGUCCGCGCAUAGGUGCAGAAAAAACAGAGCAGCGAACCAAAUCUCGGUGGAUUGUGCUGGACAAAGAUAAUCCUUGA
Messenger RNA from Babesia ovata, 1743 nucleotides. RefSeq names its product translation initiation factor IF-3, putative. The coding region runs from base 1 to 1743 and encodes 580 amino acids. The transcript has a single exon. The record is from RefSeq and is a predicted model, not a curated record. NCBI's taxonomy places the organism in Eukaryota, Apicomplexa, Aconoidasida, Piroplasmida, Babesiidae. Gene Ontology annotation, biological process: translational initiation.